GCAAAGUCCAAGGCGGAGGCGCGUCGCAAAUGACGGAGACGAGACGAUUGAGAGGUCACACGGACACCGCCACGUGCUGUAUCGCCUCACGUGACAGGCCCGGCCUUGUCGCCACUUCCGCCGAAGAUGGCUGCGUUUGUUUGUUUGAUAUGCGAUGCAAAGAUGUGAAAUUUGUCAUGGAUGCUUGCAACGAACCGAUUUCAUCCCUUUGCUUCAACUCGGGAAAUGAGAAUAUCAUCUAUGUUUCUGCUGGAAAUGAUGUCAAGUGCUUUGAUGUGCAUAUGUUAGCAGAUAACUCGUGGAAGCCUUUGGAGAGAUAUAACUAUAAUAAAGAAGAGAUAAAUCAGGUUACUUGUAAUUCCAAAUCAUCUUUCCUUGCUGCUGCCGAUGAUGGUGGUGAGAUUAAGAUCAUAGACAUUCGCCAGAAACGUAUUUCCAAGACCUUGAGAUCUGGACAUACAAGCAUCUGCAGCAGUGUCCAAUUCAUUCCUUGGAGACCUUGGGAAGUCAUUACUGGCGGUCUUGAUUCAAAGCUUAUCACAUGGGACUUCUCAAAAGGGCGCCCACUCAAAAUUGUGGAUUUUGGCUUGCCUGACAUGAGGAGUGGUAGUAAUGCUGGACAAUGUUUAAAUCCAGCUUUUGUUCACUCAAUAAAAGUUCCAGAUGUUGAUAUGUUGGACAAAUUAGGCAAAUUAUGUGUUGUGGCUAGGGGUGAUGGUGUUAUUGAUGUGAUUGAUAUGGAAUCAGAACUUACAGCCAUGAAGCCAAAAAGUUCAUCGAAAUCCCAUAAAGGAACUCGGUCUGUGUCCAAAGGCAGUGAUGGUGGAGUUCCAGAUGAUAAUGGAAAUAAAUGGUUGCAUUUAGAUUACUCUUUAGGUGGUCAUACUGCCGCGGUGUCUUGUGUGGCAUUUUCGUUGUUUGGAGAGAGGGGGAGGUUUCUAGUAUCAGGCGGAAAUGAUAAGUUGGUCAAAGUAUGGGAUUGCUCUAAGUGUCUUGAUUCGUGGCAGAUUGGAGAUAACAAUGAGCUUCUACAUUUGAACAUCAAUUUAAGCAAAAAGGUUAAUUGGCUAUGUACAACUCCAGCGGAAUCAGACAACCUUGUCAUCUGUGACACAACCAAAGUAGUGAAGGUCUACACCAUUUCCUAAAUCAAAGCUGCAGUUUAUUACUAUUUCUGGAGAAUGUCGUUGCUAAAGAUCAACUCGGUAUAGACAUCACCAAUCAAUCAAGAUAGGCUUGCUCCACCGGCGCUUCAUUAGCUACACCUCCGAUUCAGAGCACUAGGAAAUUAGCUAAGCUUGUAGUAGUUGGUUCUAAUGAGUGUAUCUUUGUUGAAGAAAAUAGAAUGAGACAAAUAUAAGUAAUGCACCAUGGUAAU
Molecule: messenger RNA, 1378 nt
Organism: Hibiscus syriacus
Lineage: Eukaryota; Viridiplantae; Streptophyta; Magnoliopsida; Malvales; Malvaceae
Product: WD repeat-containing protein 53
Exons: 10
Coding region: 30-1148 (372 amino acids)
Molecular function (GO): protein binding
Source: RefSeq, a predicted model, not a curated record